AUGGAUAUGAGAGUGAUAAAUAGAAUGGGAAGAAAAGCGUUGUGGAUCGGUAUUGCUAGCAUGUUGGUGCCUUUGCUAAUUGGCUUGUCAAUGCAAAUGAGAUUCAGUAGAUCAUGGCUAACAGAUGAAGAAGCGUUCACCCUUCCAGUUCUAACAACAAUACAUUGUAUGACUCCAUUUCCGGUUGUUGCUUACCUUCUGGAGCACCUCAAGAUCCUAAAUUCUGAGCUUGGUCAAUUAGCCCUAUCUUCAGCAUUGGUCAGCGACCUGUUUAGCAUGUUUCUUAUUCUUGUUUCCACAAUGACAUCUGCUAGCAAGGAGAAGAGUAUCUACCUCGCUUUUAUCGAUAUUGGAUCGAGCAUUCUCUAUAUUUUGAUCGUUACUUAUGCCUUAAGACCAGCAAUGUUUUGGGUUGUGCGCCAGACACCGAAAGGUAGGCCUGUCAAAGGCAUAUACAUUCUCGUCAUCGUGCUGAUAAUGUUUGGAUCCGGAUUGCUUUCUCAUUUAUAUCAGAUGUCCUUCUUCUUUGGACCAUUUGUUAUGGGUUUGGCAAUUCCAGAUGGACCUCCUUUGGGGUCAGCUCUUGUUCACAAAUUCCACAGCUUCACUGAAAAUGUGUUGCAUCCACUCUUUGUGACUACGUGCGGGAUGAGGACGGAUCUUCGCUUAAUCACCAAUUCCAUUGAAUACUUCAUGACACCCAAUGUUGCCAUAAUUGUUGCUACUUUUGUGGGCAAAAUGGUGGUGUGUUUUGUUCCUCACGUCUGCUAUAAAAUGCCCCUAAAGGAUGCUCUUGCACUCACUCUCGUUAUGUGUUCCAAAGGUGUUGUCCAGCUGUCCUUCUACGCUGCAUUCAGAGAUAACCUGCAGGUGGAAACCGUGACAGACCGAGAAUUCUCUAUGUCGACUAUUUCGAUCCUGUUGAAUGCAAUUAUUGUGCCAAUUUUGGUGAAACACAUCUACGAUCCUACAAGGAAAUAUGCAAGUUACCAAGAUCGAGAUAUUAUACAUUGCAGAAACGAUGGGGUUCUUCGAAUCCUAGUAUGCAUUCACAGACCUGAUAAUGUUGCUGCCAUAAUCAAACUACUAGAAGCUUCAAGCCCAUCUUCAGAAGGGCCCCUUAACAUUGAUGUGCUUCACCUCAUCGAACUGAUUGGCCGAGCAUUCCCAAUAUUUUUCUCCCACCAAAUGCAGAAAAAGAGUCUUCCCAAAGCUUCCUACUCAGAGAAUGUUGUUCUCGCUUUCAAUAACUUCGAACAUCAGUACAAGCCUUGUGCUCUAUCGGUAGACGUUUUCACAGCAAUCACUCCACCCAAGUUCAUGCACGAAGACAUAUGCAGCUUUGCAUUGGAAAGACUCACAUCCUUCAUAAUACUUCCCUUCCACAGAAAAUGGAACAUGGACGGGUCUUUGGAAUCGGAGGACAGUGCCAUAAGGACCUUCAAUUGCAGUGUCCUUGAACUGGCUCCCUGCUCCAUCGGGAUCCUGGUCGAUCGCGGCCAUUUAGGCGAGAGCUUAGUGGUUUCAGCAGAGUUGUCGCCAUCUUUUUCUGUUGGCAUGAUCUUCCUCGGAGGCAAUGAUGAUCGAGAGGCAUUAACUUUUGCCAAACGCAUGGCCAACAACUCCAGCAUCAGCCUCACUGUGAUUAACUUUGUUGCCCAAAGCAACGAGGAGAGUGGUGCUUCUGCUCCUCAUGCUUGGGACGAAAUGAUUGAUUCUGAAGUGCUGAGGGAUGUCAAACUUAACAAUGUAGGGAAAGAAUAUGUGAUAUUCAUGGAGGAGGUUGUGAAAGAUGGGCCUCAGACGGCUUUGAUGGUUCGUUCUAUGGUGGAGGACUACGACCUUAUUAUAGUUGGUAGACGAUACAACAUAAACUCCCCUCAGACUUCAGGGCUUGUGGAAUGGAGUGAGUUCCCAGAGUUGGGGAUAAUCGGAGACUUGCUCACCUCCACAGAUCUCGACAGUAAAGCUUCUGUUUUGGUGGUGCAACAACAACAAAAGAGGACUUAG
Molecule: messenger RNA, 2010 nt
Organism: Juglans microcarpa x Juglans regia
Lineage: Eukaryota; Viridiplantae; Streptophyta; Magnoliopsida; Fagales; Juglandaceae
Product: cation/H(+) antiporter 4-like
Exons: 2
Coding region: 1-2010 (669 amino acids)
Biological process (GO): proton transmembrane transport; regulation of pH
Cellular component (GO): endomembrane system; membrane
Molecular function (GO): antiporter activity
Source: RefSeq, a predicted model, not a curated record